CCUCACUUCCUGACCGUACAGCCUCACCUGCGCUGCGUGAGAGCCUGAGCCCGGGCGACAGGCAGGAAUGCAGCAGGCGGGACUGGCUCUCGCGGCCUUGGCUGCCUGUGUCGCUCUUUACCCUUCAGAAGCCAUACUUCCCAUUGCCUCCAGCUGCUGCACCGAGGUCUCCCAGCAUAUCUCCCGAAGGCUUCUGGAGAGAGUGAAUGUCUGUCGCAUCCAGAGAGCUGAUGGGGACUGUGACUUGGCAGCCGUCAUCCUGCACUUCAAGCGCAGAAGAAUCUGCGUCAGCCCACACAGUCGCACUGUUAAGCAGUGGAUGAAAGAUCAAGCAGGCAAGAGAAAUGCCAAAGGCCACAUCUGCCGCAAGAGGAGACACCACAACAAAAGGAGCGGUAACUCGGCCCCUCGUCGGGGGGACAAAGAACAGGGCCACGGAGCUCCUUCUCCGACACAGCAGCCCAGAUGACCCCGUGAACACCUUCCUGACGUGAGCGUGGCCAAGCUGGUUAUAAGUUUAUCAUGUGAAAGUUCCUUCUUGGGAGCCCACGGGGCCAAACAAAACAAUGUUUGUUGAAAGACACAAUGACACAGCAGGCAAAGGUAGCUGAUAAUACACUGAACUGAAAAAUGAAAUGAGGACCUAAUACUUAUCUUCACAUAGCAUUUUAAGAGCACAGGAUACAGAUACAGUUUCUUCAGCUUGGUCACAGUGAAGUUUUCCAAGCCUACAGAGAAGUGGAAAGGGCGGUACAAUGAUGCCUGUUUGUCAUCCAGAUGAAUCAUUGUUCAUGUUUUGCCCACUCGUUUUCUCUCUCUCUCUCUGUAUGUAUAUAAAACAUUAUAUAGAAGUAUAUACAUUUUUUGCUAAACUACUGGAAAUUAAGUUGCAAACAUCACGAUACUUCACUUCUACAUUUCUUUUUACUGUUACAACCAGUGUUCCUCAAGAAUAAAGACAUUUUCUAUAUAAUCACAUGAUCAGCUUUAUACGUAAAAAAAAUUACAGUUUCAGACCAAUAUAUGCCACAUUCAAAUUCGCCCAGCUAUUCCCGAAGUAUUUUAUAUAGUUUUUUCAAUCACUCAAUCAAGGUGUACAUAUUGCAAUUAAUUAUUAUAUUUCUUUAGUAUCUUUUAAUCUAAGAAAGUCUCUCUGCUUUUUUUCUUUCUUCCCAUGGCAAAGAUUUUUUCAAAGAAGUCUGUGGGUUUGUCUGUUCCCCAUGAGCGCACUGAGGUUCAACAUUUUCAGUAAGAACGCUUCCUG
Messenger RNA from Artibeus jamaicensis (Jamaican fruit-eating bat), 1264 nucleotides. It is a transcript of the gene CCL28, whose product is annotated as C-C motif chemokine ligand 28. NCBI's taxonomy places the organism in Eukaryota, Metazoa, Chordata, Mammalia, Chiroptera, Phyllostomidae. Gene Ontology annotation, cellular component: extracellular region. Gene Ontology annotation, biological process: cell chemotaxis; immune response; positive regulation of cell-matrix adhesion. The transcript is spliced from 3 exons. The record is from RefSeq and is a predicted model, not a curated record. The coding region runs from base 68 to 469 and encodes 133 amino acids. Gene Ontology annotation, molecular function: chemokine activity.